GCGGCACAGGAAACUCGAGGCGGGAAGAUGAAAACGACGAACGUGGUCAUGAAAAUGACAAGCUACAGAGACCAUUAUUUAAAGACGAAUGUUUUAGAAAAAUGGAAUUAAUGAUCGAAUUGUUAGUAUACCAUUAUUUGUAG
Acaulospora colombiana is the source of this 143-nucleotide messenger RNA. Lineage: Eukaryota; Fungi; Glomeromycota; Glomeromycetes; Diversisporales; Acaulosporaceae. The record is from the annotation of a GenBank genome assembly.